AUGGUCGUAGCCCUCGGUGACAAAAUUCAAAUCAACGAUAUCAAGAAGUACGUCGGUGAUCGCAAGUUCGUGAAGUGGUCUCAAGAUUUCGGUCAAGAAAAGGCUGUCGAGUUUGUCUUUAUCCCAUUCAAGUGCCUCAAGGACGAAAGUGCCGGGUUCGUUGCUGUCGAGUUCGGAAGAAUCAAAGAUUUCCAAAAGCUGUGCCAUGAGAUCCCCGCCAACCCCGAUGACUGGGAAAACAUCCUCCCAUCUUAUGAGCUGACUGUUACCAACGAGUUCAAGUAUGGCCAAAACAACGAGCAAACCUUCCGAUUCUUGGUCUUCUUGAACCCCAGCUACAAGCCAUUCCAGCACCGAUUCACCUCAGUUGCUGAAGGUAGUGAGGCCAUGACUACUCUCGGAUCUUUGGUCAAGAAGUACGGAGCGUAUGCCGACAAGUUUGCCUACGCUGACGGAGCUAUGUCAAUUGCCAAGUCUAUUGUCGGAGAUGACUUGCGCACUUUUUAA
Molecule: messenger RNA, 507 nt
Organism: Gamsiella multidivaricata
Lineage: Eukaryota; Fungi; Mortierellomycota; Mortierellomycetes; Mortierellales; Mortierellaceae
Exons: 1
Coding region: 1-507 (168 amino acids)
Source: RefSeq, a predicted model, not a curated record